AUGGGGGCUGCGCGGGGCCGCUUGUGGGCGGCGCUGCUCUUGGGCGCCGUGGCGGCGGCGGCGGCGGCGGCGGCGGCGGAGGAAGGCGGUGCCGACGGUUCCCCUUCGGGGCUGGUGACGUGCGGCUCGGUGGUGAAGCUGCUCAACCCCCGGCACGGAGUGCGCCUCCACUCGCACGACGUCCGAUACGGCUCCGGUAGCGGGCAGCAGUCGGUGACGGGGGUCACAACGGUGGACGACAGCAACAGCUACUGGCGGGUCCGGGGCAAGACAGACACGGUGUGUGAAAGGGGCACCCCUGUGCAGUGCGGGCAGGCCAUCAGGCUGACCCACAUCAACACCGGACGCAACCUGCACAGCCACCACUUCACAUCCCCCCUCUCGGGCAACCAGGAGGUCAGCGCCUUUGGGGAGGAUGGCGAGGGGGACUUCUUGGAUGACUGGACUGUCCUGUGCGGGGGCAGCUACUGGGACCGGGACAGUGAGGUGCGCUUCAAGCACUCCUCCACGGACGUGCUGCUCUCCGUGACUGGUGAACAGUACGGGCGGCCCAUUCAUGGCCAGAGGGAAGUCCACGGCAUGUCCUACUCCAGCCAGGACAGCUACUGGAAGGCGAUGGAAGGGAUUUUCAUGAAGCCGUCCGAGUUCCUGAAGGCAGAAAUCUACCACUCUGAGCUAUGACAGCAUCAAGGUUUCCCCCUCCUCCUCUGCCAACAGCCUGGUGUUCAGGGCCAGCAGGCUCCAUGUUGAUCCUUAGACAGUUGAGGCUGCAGGUGUUGCAGUGGUGCUAAGACGCUGUCCUGUUGUGGGAAUACCAGGACAAAGGUUAUCUGCCACUCCGUGUGCCGCCAUCUGCAACCGCACAACAGUGUUCCCCCAUCCCUCCUUCCCUGCACACCUAUUGCUGAUAUUCAAGCACCCGUGUGCCUGGGAGUCAGCCAUAAAUAAAUGCAGGUUAGUCAAACCGG
This is a messenger RNA of Lacerta agilis (Sand lizard), 968 nucleotides long. It is a transcript of the gene SDF2, whose product is annotated as stromal cell derived factor 2. The coding region runs from base 1 to 681 and encodes 226 amino acids. The record is from RefSeq and is a predicted model, not a curated record. Lineage: Eukaryota; Metazoa; Chordata; Lepidosauria; Squamata; Lacertidae. The transcript is spliced from 3 exons.